UCAGAACGUUUCAAAAGUUGAUGUUUUAUUUAUUUUUGAGGAACAAUCUUUUUAGGAGUAAAAAAUUUUGGAGUGCAGCAGUUGGCGUGACCGCAGGUGUUGCAGCAAUGGUUGGUGUCCCUGUUGCUUUAGGCGCCCUCGGGUUUGGGUCAGCCGGCGUCGUUGCUGGGUCUAUCGCGGCUGGUAUUCAGGGACCAGCCGUGGUAUCCGGAAGUUUCUUUGCGCUUGCGCAGAGCGCAGGAGCGGCGGGUUUAGCUCUCGGGACAAAGGCUGCCUUAUUUGUUGGUGGAGCGGCUGUAGGUGCUUUGGGAAGUUCAUUGAAAUAAGCUGUCAGUGAAUACAGUCUUCGAAACUGCAUUGGCUUUCUUUGAUUUCGGACAAUUCUAAGUGCAAGAUGGAACAAGAUGGAACUAACAAAUGUUUGCAUUGAUUGAGAUUUAAACAAUACUUCUGCAUUGUGUCUGUUUUUUGUGUAAUAA
Messenger RNA from Mya arenaria, 479 nucleotides. Its product is annotated as interferon alpha-inducible protein 27-like protein 2A. The transcript has 3 exons. The record is from RefSeq and is a predicted model, not a curated record. Bases 21 to 326 code for a protein of 101 amino acids. Gene Ontology annotation, cellular component: mitochondrion; membrane. Lineage: Eukaryota; Metazoa; Mollusca; Bivalvia; Myida; Myidae. Gene Ontology annotation, biological process: apoptotic signaling pathway.